This is a messenger RNA of Ostrinia nubilalis (European corn borer), 629 nucleotides long. Its product is annotated as fatty acid-binding protein 1-like. The record is from RefSeq and is a predicted model, not a curated record. Lineage: Eukaryota; Metazoa; Arthropoda; Insecta; Lepidoptera; Crambidae. The transcript is spliced from 4 exons. The coding region runs from base 40 to 441 and encodes 133 amino acids.
UAGCAUGAAACAUUUAGUUUGCGAAAGACUCCAACCAAAAUGGCCUACUUUGGAAAGGAAUUCUCCUUCGAAAGGGAAGAAAAUUUCGAUGCAUUCGCCGAUUUUAUUGGUGCCUUUGACGCCAACGCCAAGGGCUUCAUGCAGUACAAGCCGAACCAGAUCCUCGAGAAGAACGGGGACUCCUACAAGCUGAUCUUCAAGACCCCCGCCCUGAACCACGAGGUGGUGUUCAAGUCGGGAGUGCCUUACAGCGACGUCAUCCGUGAAGGUUUGACGGCCGAGUCUACCACCACCGUCGAUGGAGACACCUUCACUCAGGUCCAGGACUACGGCCCCCUUGGCUCCAUCACCUUCAAGAGAGAGUACAGCGCCGACCAACUUAAAGUGACUGUCACCAGCAGUAAAUGGGACGGCGUUGCCUACAGAUACUACAAGGCGUAAUCUUCCUACAGUUUUACUUAAGAUUUAGGUAGACUUUAAAUUAAUUUAAUAACUCUGAUUUGCUAUAAAUGUAAGCCAACGAAGAAAUAAUUUUAAAAUUGCAGUUAUAAACUAACUAUUGUAAAUAACGAGACACCAAUUCACAAGUUUUGAUCUGUUAUUGUAAUAAAAUACUUUUUCACCGAAUA